UAACACUAAAAGUACAACUCUUAUGUGUUUAUUUACUCAAUUAUUACCAUUCUUAUCAUGUGAUAUUACAUUAUUUACUUAGCAAGUUGAACGAUUAUUUUUCAAAUAAAUACUAUCCAUUAAUGAGCAGUAUUUGAUAUGUCAGGAACUCAUAGUUUUAAUGACAAACUUUUAUAUCUAAAUGAAUCAUUAAGUCGUGUAAAUUUAAAUUUUCAGGAAGUAAAUGUACUUUUAGAUGAUCUCAAUGCAUUUCAUAACAAUGAUAUCAACAAAAUUGAUGGGGAGGAGUUGGAAAGACAACUAGUUAAGUGCUGCACGAGUAUUCCUAAAAAUAAUUCUUUAUUAGUAGCUAAGUCUUGUAAUUUACUACUUAAUUUGCUAAAAAAACACAAAAUUGUAUUUGGCAAAGAGAGUUUAAUUUCUAUUCUAAAAUGGAUCAACGCUGCUGCUCUUCAGUCCUCAGACAUUGCAUUCUUAGAUAUUCUUCAGGUUUUGAAUGGCAUAAUCAGAGCUCAUUCUACCUUUUUUUCAGAGAAUGGUGAUACUAAGGUUCCUAUUUUAUAUGAAAAACUUGAAUUGCUUACCAAUGUUAUGCAACCAAAUGAUGUUAAAAUGUGGAGAGUAUUUUGUCUACAGUCACUUGCAAAGACCGUGUUCAAAGAAGAUAGAAUUCGUGUAAUAAAUGAGCUGCUGAAUAUUGUCCAAUCUCAGUUUACUGAUAAUCUUAUUCAUGCCAAGUUAUUGAGGGUAGUGGUCGAAACACUAGAUUGCUUAUGCCCAAAAGGAAACACUAAAUGGUUGUUAGACAAAUUAAAUGAUAUAAUGUGCGUUGUGUUGGCCUCAUCUGUUCUUGGAUUCAGCUGUAAUGAGCCUUUUAAAAAAAUGCUUGUGCUACCGUCCACAUCUUUAGCUCGAGAUUCUACAAAACCUGAUGCUGAUACUUCUGCUAAUAAAAAAAAACAUAAAGCUAAGGUGAAGCGUAUAAGUUGGAAUGAAAAAUCAGAUGAAGAUUUGGAAAUUCAGGCUGUCUGCAAUUUAGAUGUAUAUCAAGUUGGAGGCUUAACAAGUGAUUCAGAUUUAAGUGAUGGUGAAGGUGGCAAAGUUAUUAACCUCACAAAAGAACAAGCUAAAACACGUCAUGCUACCUUCAAUUUAAUUAUUCGAUUGGCGAAUAUUUUGAAAUGGAAGCAGCUAUAUGGGUAUUAUCAUCCUUUACUUAGUACUCUAAUUCUUUGUCUCCGUAUGGAAAGUGUGAUAAAAGUGAAGAUUGGUAUAUUAGCUGCUAUAGCAGCAUUACUCCAUCAUUCAAAACCAGUACUUGCUCUCGCACAACAUAGUGUGAGUACAUCAUUUAUGGCAUUUUCUGAGUCAUUGUCAGAACUGAUAACAAGCCUACAUACUUGCCUUGGCAGCUGCCUUUCUGGAACUCCUAGUUCUGUACUUCCUCCUUUACUCCACACAACAGCUACCCUCAUCUCUGUUAGCCCCUAUCAUAGGCUUAGACCUUCACUGCUCUCUAACAUCUUCUACAGUUUGCAACCCUAUUUAUUGCACAAAGAUCCUGAUGUAUGUGAGGGUGGAUUAAAAUGUUUGUAUGAAAUCGUAUGUAUUGAACCCCAUAUUGCAGAACAGAAAGAAAUCCUAAAAGGUUUGAAGGAAGUUGAAGUUUCUCAAACUUCCUAUUGGAUUUUAUCGUUAACUGCAGCAUUACUAGAGGAUUCAACCUGUAAACAAAAGGUUCGCAUUAUAUGUUGGCAGAUACUUGGUAUUUUAUGCAAACAUCACUUUUAUAUAAUACAAGAUAACAUACAGUUCAUGGAUAAAAUUUAUUUUUCUAACUUGAGCAGGGCAAGUCUUGAAGAACAAACUCAUGUAGUAAUUGCUUUAAAUAAAUUUCUUGAACAAUUAAUAGGAAAAUCUGAAUUAGAACUUUAUAACAAGCAAGUGUGGAAUAAACUUAUGGAAGGUCCAUUAAUCAGUUUAUUACAAAGUCCUGAUCAGAUAGCUUGUGAAGCAUGUGAUUGUUUAGCUAAUAUGGGGCCUAUUAUAUUUAACAGUCUGAAGCAAGAAGAACAAAUCCUCAUUAUUACUUUAAUAUUUGGUUGUGUAAAUCAUGAAAAACCAAAAGUAAGAGUUGCAGCUGUUCACACUUUGGGCAUUUUCUUAUUGUUUCCUCAAUUAUCCCAGGAACAAUUUUUAUAUGAUGCAAGAGAUCUUUUGGAAAAAUCUCUUUCUGAUAGUUAUGUUAUGGUUAGAAUUAAGGCAGCAUGGGCAAUUGGAAAUCUUGUUGAUUUACUUAUUAAUAAUGAAUCCACCGAAUUUUUAAACCAUUUUAAUAUGAAAAAACUUCUUUCAACAUGUCUUACUGUUGUGAAAGAUGAUGAACUGGUGAAGUCCAACAUACUCAGAGCUAUUGGUUAUAUUUUAAGCAUUUUAUCAAAAGAAGAUUUGAAAGAUAUUCAGUGCAGGAAUCUGCUAGAAAAGGCCGUACAAUUUUUUCUAAAAUGCACUUCUUCAGGAACAAAAAUGAAGAUGCGCUGGAACGCUUGUUAUGCUGUUGGCACUAUGUUGGGAAACGUAGAAUUAUACAAUCAUUCUGAGAAGUGGAUGGGAUCACUGCUAAAAACUUUAUGCAAUUUAAUUGUUUCUUGUAACAAUUUUAAAGUACGAGCAAAUGCUACCACUGCACUUUGCAAUAUAAGAAGAAGAACCUAUUUCUGUAAUCAUUAUUCAUUUGUCUUUAUGUCAUUACUUGAUGGUUUAGAAAAUGCUGCAAACAUGACUGAUUUUAAAGAAUAUAAACAUCAGGACAGUCUCAAGCAGCAUUUAUGUACAGCUAUUUGUCAUUUGAUAACAUUGAUGGAAGUUGAAGAUAUUAUGGAAAUAGAAAGAAUAAUGGCCUUGAGAAUGGAAAAUGUUAAGCAACAUUUUAUUUAUUUUCAAAAAAACACGCCUCCAGAAAAAACUGGAAUUAUGAUUACAGCUGCCAACCACAUUAAGAAUUUAUCAUUAGUACCUGAUGUUCAUCCACAUAGAGGUUUUUUAAAUGAUUUUAAGAAAAUAUUUUGCAUAGUUCAAUAAUGUAUUAAUAUUUUUUUUAAUGUUUUAAUUAAAAAAAUAAAUCAAGAAAAAAAAUCAUAUUUAUUAACAAAUAACAUUUUUAAUACUACUUUAUUUAAAUAGUUAAGCAAUAAUUUAAAAAAAUAUUUUUUGAUACUCUUAAGAAUUUAUUGUGCUUGCUUCUUGAAAUAAAAAAAUAUAUAUUUUCAAGUAUCUUGUUUUAUCUAUUCAUAUUUUCAAAGCUAUAUCAAGCGUCCAAUAUAUGCUCUAUUGGUAUAAUUUAAUUCAGGUUUAAUUGAUAGAGCAAUCUAUUAGUAAGAAACUGGUUUUCUAUUAGUAGCUCUGUUGAAUGACUUAAUAAUAAUUAAUAUUAAUUACAUUUUGCAUUCUAAAAUCUGCUAUGUAAAACAACUUCAGUAUUUUUUUCCUAGCCAGUUCUUACAAGUGUUUUCGAUUAUACCUCUCCCCUAAUUAAGCGGAUAAUGGUCUAAUUUAAUUGCAGGAGAGUACAGUGAUUCAUAAUUAAAAAUAUUCAGUUAUUGUUAAUAUUUAAACUGCUGAAUAAAACUUUAAGGUGUAUAUUUUUCUCCUUUCCAAUUUGGUAUUUGCGAGAAUUUUCAAUUUUUAUUCUUAAUUUAAGAUCAGAUUAUAAAAAUAAAAACACAAAACAUUAAGCACAUAGAAGUCAAGUCAAUUAAAUACAGAUGACUAUAUGUUGGCUUGUUUAAAUCAGGUUGCAGAAAAAAAAUCAUUAUAUAUAUAUAUAUAUAUCAGUGCUAACAUUAGGGUGGGGCGCCGACCGAUCUUUAGGGUCGCUUACCACUUAUUAGAAAUUAAAAAAAAAAUACAAAACAUAUUAAAACAAUUAACUUUGGUCUAUUAAUAAAGCAACUGUAUUAGAGAAAUGUUAAAUAAAAUAAAAUUCAAAUAUAAAACAGCUUAAGAAACAAAUUAAAUUUUUUUAGGGGGGAAUGAUGUUAUUGCACGGGGACGCCAAAUGUUUAAAGCUGACACUGAUAUGUACCAUUGCCAAUUUCUGAAUAGAAACAGAGAUGAAAAGUGGUAAUGUGGAGAUGGCAUUUGAUAACUGACAAAGGUAUACUUUUACCAGAAGGAGAUAAAUAAAAAUAUUGUUCACGUUGAAGUUUUCUUUAAACAAUUUUAAACAUACUGUUUUGUUAAAAAACUUUGUCAGCAAACAGCCAUCCAACUGAAGUGAAGAGGCCUUCUUUCAAGUCAGUUUUUAAAUUCAAUCACAUAUAUGUGAAAUAAGAGAAUUUCUUGUUUUACGUAAUUAAGUCUGCAAGGAUAAGUAUUGCAUUUUAUUAAAAAUAAGACUAACUAAUGAAAAUAAUAACCAGCAGGAAAAGUAAUUUUCAUUUAACAAAAAAGUUUGUAAGGAACAAUUGUUAUUAAUCAACAGAAAUACGUAAGUAUCUUAAAUAAUUUUUAUUAA
Messenger RNA from Nezara viridula (southern green stink bug), 4516 nucleotides. The record is from the annotation of a GenBank genome assembly. Lineage: Eukaryota; Metazoa; Arthropoda; Insecta; Hemiptera; Pentatomidae.